UGGGUCGGCGAGGCGCAUGCGCAUGCGCACUUCGCCUCGCGCGGACCGCGGUUCGCCACCGAUGCUGGUGAAGGGGGUGCGCGAAGAGAGGCGGCUGAACUCACCGCCGAGCCAUGGAAGUGUCCGAGGAGCAGAGCGUCCGCGUCCCUCCUAUUGUGACAACGCCUCCGCAUCCUGGAGUGAAGGAAGAGCUAUUAAGCCAAAGCAGCAGUGGGACCCAGAUUUCAAAUGCCAGUGGGUUUUCCUUGGGAGAAGCAAUCAGACAGAGAUCUGCUAUUAACCGGGAGAUGGAAGCAUGGUACCAUCCUUGCGCAGAAAUAGAUACUAGCAAUGUGGCAGUGACCCUGGGGAGGAGGCUUGGCCAGACGGUUGGGGUCUGUGAGCUGACUGAGUUUCCCAGUAUGGAAGAAGGCUUGAUUAUACCAACAGAAGACUCUAGAAGUCAGCUCGCACCCAACUUGACACACUCUCCACUUUUGGAAGUUCAGGACAGUUGCUUCUCUCCCAACCUCCCACUGCUGACAACCUACUCCACACAAGGUCGUACCUUCUUCAACGAGACCCUCUUUCAGACUGGAAUGGAUUUUGCUCCUUUGAGAGGGACUCCAGAUGUUUCUGGUACUGCUUCAGCAGAGAGUUCGAGGCCCUUGCAGAUGAGUGAAGCUGUGCAGCUGGCAGCCACAGACGUUGGCUCAGACCUUUCUAGUGAAGGCUUCUUUCUGUCUCAGCAUCCUCUUGCUGGGUGUCAUGGUGUUGAGAGCAAUGCCAGCCUUGGCAGCUGUCUGUCCCAGCUCCCCACUUCUCUUUCUGAGUAUACAGAUAUGGAACAGAAGGAAGCUGAAGAAGAGCAAAUGCCUCACCUUGAUGCUGGCACUAAAACCUUGAUCUCUAGCAAUGAAAGUGUUGGGCCCCAAAGUUCGCAGAAGGUGCUAAAUCAGCAACUGGCAGCACCUCUUCCUUCAAGAGAGUCCCAGGGAAUUGCCUCAGGCCACGAUCUGUUCCGUUUGGACAGCAAUGUGCCAGCGCCUCUCCUCCUUGAAAUGCUGGAAAAAGAAGUGGGGUUAUCGAAGUACUGUGGGUUCUUGUCAUCUUCUGAGAGCUCCUCUUGUAAAAGUGUUUUGGGACAGGAUCCAGAAGGCAACGAAAUGAGUCAGCUGACCAAAACUGUAGCUCUGGUGGAGACGGAAGCAGACACACUUGGGGUAUUGCAUCAGCAAGGAGCAAGAGCCAUUCCUGAACUUGAUUCAUUGAGACUGCUCUCAGAGUCAGAGGGGAAGCCAGUCAGAAAUGUCAGUGUAUCAGAACAAUCAUGUGCAAACACUUCACAGGGAUCGGUGGCUUUCAAGGGGCGUAGUAUGGAUUUAGGGGACUCUUGUGUCAUUGCUGGGAUAUCUCCAAGACUGUCACUGAAGCAGCAGCCAAUGCAGCAGAUUUCUAAAGGAGUGUUUGAAGAACAAAAAAGAGAGCUUGUUUCAGCUAUGGCUGACUGUAGACUUAGUGCCCCUGCACCCCUCCAGCUAAUCACUAUGAGUGCAGAACGCGUCAAUUCAUGCAGAGAGCAGAUGAAUGCCAUGAUGGGAAUUCAGAGCAGAGCAGGCAAAAGUGAAUUAACACUUUCAGACUUUGUCGUAGAGAGAGAGCAUAAAAAUACAGGAAUUUCACCUUCCUUUAAUGAGGGGUCAUUCUUUGGUCAGCUGGCUCAUCCCAUUCAUCAUUCUACUCCAGGGGUUUUUACCACCAGAAGCUUGAAACAGGAAGCGCCUGGUGCAGCGCUCCCAGUCAAACCCACUCUUCAGUCCUCUCUUCCUCAUUUACAUGAGGAGACUUCUAAGAGUCCUUGUGUCACUGUGUGCAUUCCUUCUGUGGAAGAGCCUCGUGGACCUUCUGUGGAUAACACUCGUGUGCCUUCAUCUGAGGAGCCUCUUACACUUCAAAGUGGGCAAGAUGCUAAACAUGAAAAUAGUGAUUAUCUUGCAGCUCUACAUCCUCUUAAAAGUAGGAUUUACUCUUUACCAUCUCUUAACUUCAUGGAGAAAGUAGGGGCAUGGAAUGUGAGCCAGUCAGCUGAGAGGAUGUCUGAUGCUUUGGCUUUAGGGGGUGUAGGUGGCAUUUCUCCUAGGCAGAAGGCCUACAGUGCUAUUGCCGAUUCCUUAAAUCACAUUUUAUUAAAGCAGCAGAGCCAGGUUGAGCUUAAGGAAGGGCUGGCUGCAUCAGUUUGUGGGCCAAGCUCCAUGGCUGGUUUGCACACCUACAACAAAAAGUCACCAUGUGUUUUACCACUUACUAGGUCUCAGUCUGAAAACUCUGUGGUUGUAAUUAGCAGGGAGAUUUCAAGGGCCGAAGCUGGUCCUGAAACAAAUCCAGAUGAUGCUGUCCAAGCAGCAGAAGACAAGAACACUGUUGUAAGAGCUCCUGGAUUUAAGAGAAGUGAUGCUGAUGCUGAAGACCCAAUUACUCAACAUUAUACAGCUGUUCUGGUCUCCACUGUGUCCAGUGAUGAGGAAAGUAUUUCUAGAGGAAGGAGUUCAAAUCCAGAUCUGUUUGUUACCAGUGAAAGGGUUGCUGAACUUCUCAGAGAAGAAGCCGGCUCUCUUAAUGGUGAUCAAGAAAACUCUGAUGGCUCUCCGGAUAAUACCAGUAAGUUGCCUGGUUUUCAUCUUGGCACCAACCAGAUCAGCAUGGGUCACUUCAGUGAUGUUUCUCCAGAUAGUUUGAACCAAGUAACUAGUUCUGAGGCAGGCAGCUGUGCUGACUUGAGACUUCCUUCAAGACAAUCUUCAAGAAGAUCUUCAGCUGUUUCUGGAAGGUUGCACAGUAGUUUGGAAGAUAUAUUAAAAACUCCAGAUGACAGAGAGUUAAAUAUAGAAGAGAGAAUACCUGUAUACCUCCGUAAUCUGGGCAUUGAUCAGUCACCUUCAUCUAUACUGACUCCAUUUAUGCUCCGAGGUCCCAUCCGAGAAGUAGAAUUCUCUCCAACUGAGCUCAGAACACUGAAGGCAUCCACUGAUAUAUUAACCCAGCAUUUGCAGGCAUCAGAAGGAGAUUCUCGCUCGGUGAUGGAUGUUAUGCAAUCCAGCUUUAAUUCUUCCAGUCUUGGCGUGCCUGUUCCAGUGAGGUCCAGUACUGACCCUGAGCCUCCACUACUGCCUAUAGAGCUCUCGCCAAAGCCUCCCAGAGAGGUGCUUAGUCAAUGCGGUGUUACCUGCUCUCAACUGAAGCAGCAUGCUCCUACACCAUACCUUCUAGAGAAUACUUUUGAGUUUCCAGCUGUUCCAAAGUCAGCAGAACAGAGUCAGAUAAUUCCAGCAGAUUCAUCCAGUGUUCUUCCUGACAAUGAGAGAUCCACAAAAUGUGUUCAGAUGCUGAUGGAGAGGUUUGACUUAAAGGAACUUGAUGGGAGUCAAGAAAAACUGGCUUCCAGCUCUUUGUCUCGAGAAAAGGAUGAAAUGGUUAUAAAUGAAGAAACCAGUUCUGCCAGUGUAGUUCCUGAUGGAGAAAGAGAUGAUUCCUUUCUAGGAUCAAAAACACUGAAGGAAAUAGACAAACUUUUGGCAGAGGCAGAAAAUAAAACUCUGAGCAGAAGCAUUAUUCCUGCCUCAUCCAUCUCCUCCACAGAUCUGGGCAGCUCAUUAACACAAAGUAAAAAGAUCGAAGACUGUGAAGAUUCUGUCUCGGUUAAGCAGAGUAAUCCAGGGCUUCAGAGAAUGUGGUCCUGGGAUGAAGCCUUCACCAGGCAAAGUGUUUGCAAAGAGAAUGCGUCCCCCAAAACCCUUAGUUUAACUGGUAGCUUAAAAUGGGGAGAUCUGCAUGCUGCAGACUAUCACAGCAAUGAACAAAUUGUGGAAGGAAAGUCUAUACCAAGAUCCCAAAUAUCGGAUGAAGGAUAUGGGCUGGCAAAACAAGUCGUGCGAUCAGAGCCAGAAGGCUGUAAUAAUGUGGCACCAAACACUAACCUGCCUGUUUUUGUAAGUGGUGCUGGAGAUGGCAAAUCUUAUAACCCCAGAGAGAUCAAAGAAUUACAGGCUGUUUCUAGUGCCCAGCCCUUGGACGGCACCUCUGAUAUGGUGGGAGAUUUUCACCAAGUCUCAGAGAAAGCCAGGGAAGCUGGCACUAAAGGACCAGGGAGCAAUCAUGAAAGUGAAAAUAGCAGUAGUGUGGACUCUCUGGGCCUCAAAGUGAAAAAUCUUCUGCAGCGUGAAAGUCUUGUGAUGCAUGCCGCACAGUGGGUAGAGGAGGAGUGCCAAGGUGGGCGUGGUAAGACACAAGUCUCGGCUGCAGCUGGCAUAGCUUGCAGUGAAGGUAGCGCUGGUAUCCAAGGAAGCGACAACAGCAGUAGCUUGGACUCUCUGGCUGCCCGGGUCAAGAUGCUUCUGGAAGAUGAGCAACCUGUGAUGCAUGCAACGCAGAUACUACGGAGUGCGGAGGAAGAUGAGAAGAAAGCACGAGCCUGGGUAAAACUGAAGCUGGCUGCUCAUUCUGCAGACUUUGUGACUGACUUAACUGAAGAGGACCAACAGAAGAUAGACGCAAUCAAGAGGGAGUAUCUUCUGGGUGCCAGAAAAGCUGGAAUUGUUAAGGAUCAGCUGUGGGGAAAUGGCUGCGAAAGAAUUUCCAGUCACAGCCCUGUUCAGAAGCCAGACCCGGGGCACUUAAACAUUCCAAGUGCCGAUGAUCUGCAAGUGGGCAUUCCGACACAAAGUUUCAGACUAGUUGAGUUUCCAGAAGUAGCACUGCAGGCCAGACCAGUGUGUGGAACUGACUGUGCCCUUCCAAGUGACCCAGGGGUUAGUUCUUUGAGCAGCAGCCAAAAUUAUGUCUGUAACCCACUUCAAACACAUUCUGAUGAUCUUGUGGACUCCAGACAUAAUGUUCACGUUUCCUUGCAUGACAACCCAGACACGGGACUGACAGACUCCUCCAGUGCACUCACUGUAGAGGAAGCAAACGUCUUGGCCCAGGAAACGUUGACUGUGGGCAAUUCUUCUGUGGAACCUGCCAAGCAAAUUACUUCUAUCACUUUUGCAUCUCGUAAACGGACCUCAUCUCCUCCAGCUUCCCCUGUGACCUAUGCUGGCCAUACUGAAGCCGUUCCUUGUGGUCUAGGGCCUUUGGACGCCCAUCCUGCUAAUACUGAGCGGCUGCCCAAAACUCUUCAAACCUUUGCUUCUGCAAACCCAGCCACCACUCAUUCACUUGAUGCUAGACUUGCUUCAAGCAGAGACCACCAUCAGCAUCACCCUCAGCACGUCAGCAAAGAGAGAUCUUUUCGAGAAGAAUCUACUGCAUCAGCAGAGACGUCCCAAGCCAACUCUGUUGAACAAAAGAUCCACACUGUUUCCGAUAACUGUGAGGAAGCACAGGCUUCUUUUCAAAUUCUAACUGGGUUGAGAAGACAUGACAGGCCUAUAGGUGGUGUUUAUGACCAGGAAUGUAAUCCAGAAGAAACAGUCACUGAUCAACCGCUUUCCAUAAACUCAUCUCAACAAAAGAUAGACAGUGCUUUCUUCCAGAACCAGUUGACAGACAGCUUGGAAAAAAUUGUCUGUAUGCCUAAAACAGUUUCUCCUAAAGGAAAGGAGAGUAUUUUGACAAAAGAGGACAAAUUCACCAUUGGUUCUUAUUCUUGUGGGUUGGAAGAUGCAAACCUUGGGAACAGCAAUCUGUUGCCUUCAUCCUCCACAGAUCAUACUGUGGUGAUUAUGCCAGUAUCACCUUCAUCACCAACCAAGAAAGCUCUGUCUGGAGUCCAUAUUACUCUGUCCCCAAAACGUAUUGAUUUGGGCCUUUCAAGCCCAAUGGACUCUGGAGCUGAAAUGAAACGAGUUGAUGAGCUUAAGACAAGCCCUUGGCCAGCAAAUUCAAAUGCUCCAAGUUUUUUCUUGGAAGCUACCUCCAAGUUAAAACCCACAGAACUUUCUCCAAAGACCCAAGACUCUGCAUACUUUCCAGGGCCAACACCAUCAUCAGAUUCUCAUGACAGACAUUCACAUAUUCCAGUUGCAGUAAAGCUAGCCGCACAGCAAAGUUGGGAGCCACCUGAAAGCAGAGUGAAAUUUCCAGUCCCCGAUCAAAGAAGUGCUAGAGUUCUGGGCUCUGGUAGAAAGAGCCUAGAAGAUAAUUUCAAGACCACAACUUCUUCUCAGACUGAAAGAUUGCUAUCUGAUGCCAUCACUCAAAUAACAGAAAGCCCUGAAAAGACAACCUAUUCUGCAGAAAUAUUUGUUAACAAUGAUGUGAUUAGUGCUCCGAGAUCAUCUCACCAGAAGAGCCAUGAAAUUCCAAGCCCCACAACACCUGCUCUGAAACAGUCCCUCUUUUAUAACCCACAGACUGGUAAGCCGCCACUGUUGCUGCCAUAUAAACCACCCGGGAGCAUGGAGAUGUACUACGUCCCUUGUCCAAAAGAAACACUCAGAUUAUCGCGUGUCAGGUCAGAGACUACCAUGGAGAGCUCCCAUUCAGGGUCAAAUGAUGCAAUUCCUCCAGAAUUUCCAGCGCAGACACUUGGCUCAGGGGUUGUGACUCCUCCAGAUGCUGUAGCUAUCAAGCACAAUGAGGGUAUUUAUAGUAAAAGGGUUGCACCCAAGGUUGCUUGGACAGAAGAAAAAAUCGCAGCACAAGAAGGUGUCAAAGCAAGUGCCAAGACCAGAAAUCCCUGGGAAUCUGUUAACACUACCCAUUCAGUCUUUGGGUCUGCUCAGUUUUACCUGCACCAUCCAGUGCCUCUGCAGCACGAAAUCGACUUCCUCGCUGGGAGUCAGGUCUUGGGGCAGCAUGCCGAGAGUGGGCACCCAGCAGCUGCUUCAAGAGACUUCUUGCAGAACAAAGGGGCGCCAGAGAGAAGCCAGGCCCCUUUCUCUCUGCGUCAGCCAACAGGGCAGGAGAGUUUUUCUCCACUGAAUGCUGAACCCGAUUACAGUUUGCUGGAGGAAUCCAGGCUCAAGGAGGCUUUUAAGAGAGAGUCUCCAAGAAAGGAACUAACCCAGCCUGAGGUGUGGAAAACUGGCCAGAAAUUAGCCAAAGGUCUCCUGCUUCCAAGCAGCCAAAUGACUAGCCUCAAAGAGAAGCAGGCAGCUGAUCUGCCAAUGUUGCAAAGUUCUUAUUUCACUGGCAGUUUGGAUGAACUCUGGACUAAGUACUUAGAGCGUCAAAAGCAGCACCAGCAGCGUAAUCCUGGUGGCCGCAGCAGAAGUGAGCUGUCGCUAGUAGAGCGACUUGACCGAUUAGCUAGACUCCUUCAAAAUCCCAUCAGACAGUCACUCGUAUCUGAUCGUACCAAGGAUGAACAGAGCAGUGUCCAAGUGGAAGCAAAGAGGAAAGAGCCAAAGAAGGUCAGAUCCCAAGAAAAAAUGGCACUCCCAAGUAACCUGGCAACCCAUAGCAACGUAGGAAAGAUGGAACAGUGUCCCGAUAGCAUCAGCAAUGCACAGCUGUCCAGAUCCAGAGAUGCCACAGCUACUGGUCACACUAGAGUCUUGGAACAACUUCAAGACUUGGAGACUCAGAGCAACACCUCUUCAGAGAUGAGGUCUGCCAAAGACUCCAGUGUGUUCACUGACCUCAGCACCUAUGAAUCGGAUGUGACAGCCCAAGCAGAGACAGAAACGGCCACUCAGACAGAGGCAAGUGUCUCCGUUUCCACCAUCGACACAGCCAGACUGAUCAAGGCUUUUGGACAUGACAGAGUGCAAGUAUCUCCAAAACUGUCUCAGCUGUACAGCACUAUCAACCUACAGAAGACCCGUUCUGAAAAAUGGGCCAAAGGAAGCAGAAAAGCCACUGGAGCUCGUGUUGAGCAAAAAAGAAAAGAGGCUGAGGCAACAGCCUCUGUCAUUUCAUCAGAUUCUAUUUCUACUGUUGCUGGUUCCCGAGGACCAAGCUCUGCUCUCAGUAACAAGCGGAACACACGGAUGUUAAACAAGGCCAUCCAGACAGGAGACUUUGAGAUAGUCCACAGUGCAACGAAGAAGCACACUCGCGACGUUGGCCUGACUUUCCCCACCCCAACGUCCAGCCAAGCGCAGCUGCAGGGAGCCCCCAGGAGUGGCCCCGAGGAGGAGCUUGUUCAGCCCGAUGGACUCCCUUCAGGAAGCCAGGGCAAGCCGAAGAGACAGCCAAGCAGCUUCCUUGUGGAAAGAAGGCCCAGGAGGAGUAAGCCCCGGUGGCUGCAAGGAGUUUCCUGGUUUGUUUCUGCUGAGGAUUUAAAAUUGGACCCCCAGCAAGGAAAUGGAUCCAACUAUAUCACUGACCCCGGCCCUUUGUGGUUUGAACCAGAGACCAGCACCAAGCCGUGGCGAGAGCCCCUCCGAGAGAAGAACUGGCAAGGGGACCGCAGGGGCCUCCAGGUGCGUCAGACAGCCCCAGCACGAGACGUUGAGAAUAAGCCACCCCCACCUUUUGUGAAAAUGACACUGCAGGAGGCUCUUGCGUUGCACCGUCCUGAUUUCAUUUCCCGCUCUGGGGAACGUGUGAAACGCCUGAAGCUAAUCAUGGAAGAAAGGAAGCUGCAGAAUGUGCUCCAGAGCGAGAGAGAAGAAUUAUUUAAUCCUCCCGAGGAGAGGAGGGGUUACAGGCAUACCAGUUCCCUUCAGAACAGAGACUACCGGGCUAUACGGAGGAAAAGAGCCAUUUCCAAGAGUGAAAUGGUGCAGAGAUCCAAACGGAUCUAUGAGCAGCUGCCUGAGGUGCGAAAAAGGCGAGAAGAAGAGAAGAGGAAAUCGGACUAUUCUACAUACCGCCUAAAGGCCCAGCUAUAUAAAACGAAAGUCACCAACCGCCUUUUGGGAAGAAAAGUACCUUGGGAAUAAUGUUGGAAACACAACCUACGAAAGGGUCGCCUUCUGUUUCAAUAAAAUCUAUCCCACCUAGCGAGCCUUCAGCACAUUCCCUGUGUGAGCUGAAAUUUUGUGUGGCAAGAUGACUCGGGCAGUUUUCCAGUUAUGCAGAAUAGGUUUCAUGAACUUCAAUCAGCAUCCAUGUGGGCCCAUCCCAGCGUCUAUACUAAAAAACCAGUGAUCUCAUGAAAAUUUUCUUUUUGAUAUCAGGUUUCUGAUAAAUAAUUGAUGUUUAGUAGUGCAGCGAUCUCUCUCUCAGAUUAAAGUCACUUAUAAAUUAAUUUAUAACAAAAAAUAAAUCAGUGGUUUUGGGGGUGUAUGUGUAGCUUUUUUUGUUAUUUAUUUUUAAUACUUACAUUCAGGGGUUUUGUACUUUUUUAAUAGUAGAAACUUUUGCCUGUACUUUUGUUUUUCUACUGCUGGGAAGAAAAAUUAAAUACCUUAAGACUCUG
Hemicordylus capensis (graceful crag lizard) is the source of this 9286-nucleotide messenger RNA. It is a transcript of the gene ALMS1, whose product is annotated as ALMS1 centrosome and basal body associated protein. The coding region runs from base 114 to 8807 and encodes 2897 amino acids. The record is from RefSeq and is a predicted model, not a curated record. Lineage: Eukaryota; Metazoa; Chordata; Lepidosauria; Squamata; Cordylidae. Gene Ontology annotation, cellular component: centrosome; cytosol; centriole. The transcript has 19 exons. Gene Ontology annotation, biological process: regulation of centriole replication.